GUUUUACUCUUCAAUCUUGGUCGCUUUUACGUUUUAAAGUUUUUCGCAAUAUUUGUGUAUUGAAUUUGCCAUCCAGUAGAAGAGAGAGGAGAAAAUCUUUGGCUGGACUGGGAAUCGAAUCCGGGACCGCUGCAUUACUAGUCAGGUGCUCUAACCACUGAGCUACCCAGGCCAAUAUCCACAGUCAUGUAAAACUGGUGGGCAGGGGUACCUGACUGCGUGGGAUCAAGAGACGUAUUUCAGUUGUUAUUUUAAUUACAAAUUUCAGGUAACAUGACAGAUAUAGACAGACCAAUCACUCAGGUUGCCAUUGUAUCAGAUGCUUCCAGAUGUCCUCCUGGAUUUACACUGAUUGAUCGUACUUAUGAUCGCCGUGAUGAUGCUGAUUUAUGGCGAGAUGGUUUAUUUGGAAGAAGAGUGUAUCGUUUUCUCUGUGUGGAAAAAAUGCCCCCCGCACCAGGGAGAGAUGUGUUGGUGGAUGUGACCGUGAUUGGAGAAAGAGACGCUAUUCCACCUGGAUUUACCUGUGUAGAUUUCACAAGUGAUACACGUGAAAAGGCUGUCAAAAAGAAGAUGCUGUGUGUCCGUUACAUGUCAAGUGACUUAACCAAUGAUGCUAUAUGUGAACUUAUUUUGUUAACCAAGGGUGUCAGGCGACCCCCGAAUGGAUAUACACUAGUAGGGGAGCUGAAUUACAUGGGACUGUGCUACAAGAUGUCCAGUUUUCGUAAGCCUGGAGUUCAGAUGGAUUCCCAUCAAGGUCACUCAAACGAUUCCACGUUCCACACACAGGGCUACUCCACGCAAUCCACACCAAUGAACAUGUCCUCUUUAGCAUCUAAUUUACCCUACAACCCAAGUCCCUACAGGAAGAAUGGUCCUUUGGAGAGGGGAACUAGCUUCACAGAGGCUGCAAAUACUCUACAAGGGAUCCAUACAGUGUCAGCUGUGCAGGGUUUGCCAUUUGAACUGAAUCGCAAGUUGUUCAGCGAUGACUUAAAUGUUACUAUUCCCCAGAUUCCGUACAAAUCUAUAAUGGAUAUAGAAAAUCAGUAUAGUUAUGACUUCUCGGUGGAAAGAUCUGCUGCUGCCAGGGUGCCCUAGGACCAGGGGACACAUUUCUAAGUAUCAUACAUCAAAUUGUUAGAAGGAAUUCAACUGGAUUGGAUUUGUUAGAUGUUUAAUGCAUCAUGGACUUGUUGAACAAAAAGAUAUCAAAUUAGAUUCAAAUGAUUUUAUUGUUGCUUGUUUAAAAGUAUUCUUAUUUUCACUUUGUGUUUUCAUACUUAGAAAAAAGUACAUGUAGAUACUGGAAAUGUCUUUUAUUCAGUAUAUACAUCCAUGUUCUGUAGCAAACCAGCUUAACAUUUGUAAAGUGUGUGUUUUGACAGAUUUGACAUUUAUUGUAUAGAAAUAUGUACAAUAUCAAUUUAAUCUUGAAACACUGAUGACUAUUCUCUCUCCACUACAUAGUACAGUUGCCAUUUUAUGGUGUGCCAUUUGAAAAGUACUGAGUAAAUUGAUAUGUGUACAUUCGUUUUUUUCUUGCAUCACUUGUUGAUUAAUAUACUGAUAUUUUUGUAAAUUAUUAUUAAAAGUAAUUCCUACUUUUUGUUAUAUUUUAGAUUAAACUUGAUGGCACUAAAUUCUGUGUAUACUGACACAUGUACUUUUGGUUGAUGCAUGUAUCCUAGCAACUUGUAUUUCAUGGUAACCUUGGCUUCUUCACAUAUGAACUUCCAAGAUAAUGACCAGUUGAUUUUCUUCAGUCCCUUGGACUCCAAUACAUCAGCUGUAGGCUACAUAUAUAUAGUAACAAUACAAAAACACAAUGCUGUAUCAUGACUGCAUGUAUUUAUGUAAAAUUAUCUGACUUUACAUGCAUAUAAGCGUGUGUUUUGAUCUUAGUAUGUGAUACUAUACAAUAUAUAUGUGGUCAGGUCAAAUGAAUCCAGGAUAAGCCCUCUCCACAUUUUGAUUUAAAUUCAUUGUUUGCAAACAGCUUAUAUAGACAAGUUUUUGUCACAUCACAGAUAUAAAAUUCAUUUGAAAAAAUGUAUAGAAGAACAAGUUAAUCUUGAUAAUCUUACAAGAACACAGUAAGAGUCAAUCUAUCAUAACUUGCUGAUGCAAGUGGAGGGUAGGGUAGAGUAAAUAUGAUGUAAAUGUUGACCAGCCAUUUGAUUGUUUAGAUGCUUCUACAUUGAGUUUUACUACCUGUUUAUUUACAUGUAUAGACCUCCACUAGAUUUGCCAGUGUUGACUUGUGCUGACAUCUCGCUGCACACUGUUAGUGUUGACUUGUGCUGACACCUCUCUACACACUGUUAGUGUUGACUUGUGCUGACACCUCUCUACACACUGUUAGUGUUGACUUGUGCUGACAUCUCGCUGCACGCUGUUAGUGUUAACUUGUGCUGACAUCUCGCUGCACACUGUUAGUGUUGACUUGUGCUGACAUCUCGCUGCACGCUGUUAGUGUUAACUUGUGCUGACACCUCUCUACACACUGUUAGUGUUGACUUGUGCUGACAUCUCGCUGCACACUGUUAGUGUUGACUUGUGCUGACAUCUCGCUGCACGCUGUUAGUGUUGACUUGUGCUGACACCUCUCUACACACUGUUAGUGUUGACUUGUGCUGACACCUCUCUACACACUGUUAGUGUUGACUUGUGCUGACAUCUCUCUACACACUGUUAGUGUUGACUUGUGCUGACACCUCUCUACACACUGUUAGUGUUGACUUGUGCUGACACCUCUCUACACACUGUUAGUGUUGACUUGUGCUGACACCUCUCUACACACUGUUAGUGUUGACUUGUGCUGACACCUCUCUACACACUGUUAGUGUUGACUUGUGCUGACAUCUCACUGCACACUGUUUAGUAGUUGGUAAUGUUAUAUUUGUGUAUCAUCAUUGUGUGAUGGAUAUCUGUGAUAGCGUAUGAUUGGUGAUUUUAUAUUGUGCAAUGCUCAAAAUUGAUAAGACAAUUAUACACAGAAAUGUAAAUGUGCUGUAAAAGGCAAGACUUGUUGUUUCUUGCUUCAUAUGAACUUCUACAGAGUUAAGGUGUCUUCUUCUUUUUUUUCUGCUGUUGUUUCCAGUUUUAUCAUUUCUUAUACAUGUAAUUAUUAUAACUGUGCUUGAUGGACAUAUUGGAAGAAUAAACAUGUUUUUUAUGAU
Molecule: messenger RNA, 3185 nt
Organism: Ostrea edulis (European flat oyster)
Lineage: Eukaryota; Metazoa; Mollusca; Bivalvia; Ostreida; Ostreidae
Product: multivesicular body subunit 12B-like
Exons: 13
Coding region: 274-1104 (276 amino acids)
Biological process (GO): regulation of epidermal growth factor receptor signaling pathway; viral budding; virus maturation
Cellular component (GO): ESCRT I complex; late endosome
Source: RefSeq, a predicted model, not a curated record